AUACCUGUGUAUAUAUUUUCUUAUACCAAAACUUUCCAAAAAAAAUCUUUGGCUCUGGGUAGACCAUGAGUGACGACGGACAGCAGCUGUCCAGCGGACCCAAUGUGUGUGGUCUGCAUCUGAGCGGAUCGGUGGGCUGGCUGCGGCAUCCGAUCUCCACCGAGGACACCAUGGCCCGACUGGCCCUUAAGUACAACACCAGCAUUGGUCUGAUAUGCCGGGCCAACAGGAUGCAUGGCCAGGAUGUCCUGCAGACGCGUCGUCACAUCUGGGUGCCAUUGCCAUCGCCGGAUCAAUGCCAAAUAUUUCCAAGGCAAAUGCAGGUGGGAAGAGAGCAGCAGCAGGCACUGUUCAGUCCCACCAGUGCCACCGGUUCCUAUCCCUUACGCUAUCGCAGUUCACCCGAAUGUUCUCCGAAUCUGAAUUACCUGGCCAAGGACAGUGAUACCCUGCUGAUCAGCUAGAAAAAAUCAGGCAUAACUAAACUUUUAAAAGUGAUUUUCUUGUUUCUCUUGAAUAUGUUUCAAUAAAUUUGAUAAGGCAGCCAA
Drosophila kikkawai is the source of this 548-nucleotide messenger RNA. RefSeq lists its product as uncharacterized. The record is from RefSeq and is a predicted model, not a curated record. NCBI's taxonomy places the organism in Eukaryota, Metazoa, Arthropoda, Insecta, Diptera, Drosophilidae.